UCUAGGGCGCCGAAUGGCCGUGGAGCCAUUGAAGCGAUGGAGCGGUUGGACAUGGAAGGCGUGCGAAUUCAUCCUGCGUCACGUAGGGGCAUGCCUCGUCGGAAAGAAAAUCAAACAGCAAAGCAACCUCUUGUGUGCCUACAUCAGCGCAGAAGUUUUCGUCCGUGGUCGUUGUCGACGUGCAAGGAACAAUCGAAGGGGAAAAAAGAAUAAGAGCCUCGCUGGAUCGCAACAGCUGCGGCUGCCCCGCCAGAAUAACAGUUCGACUGUCAACACCAAGAACAAAAACCAAUUCCUUCAGUGCCAGCAUCAUCUGCCUUGACAGUGGCAUCAGGAGCUCAUCAUGACAUCCAACAUUGCGAAGACGAUUGCUCGCCAGCAAGAAAAAAUCGCCGCCGGGUCCUUCUACGAAGCUCACCAACACCUACGUGUGAUCGCUGCGCGGUAUUUGGGAAAGUCGAAUUAUGACGCUGCGGCUGAGAUAUUGACGGGUGGCGCGACAGCUCUGCUCAGAGCUGGGUCCCAGCAAGGCGCUUCGGCCAGUGGUGGAGAUCUGGCUAUUAUGCUGGUCAGCGAGGUAUACACCAAGGCUGAGUGGGAGAUUGGCACAGAAGAAGACGCCUCAUCAAGAGCACGCAAGAAACGCCUCAUUGAAUUGUUGCGCGAGUUUCCUUCUGACGAACCGUCACGAAAGAGAUAUAUCAAUGAAAUUAUAAAUUGGAGUUCAAAGUUUGGACCUUUGGAGCGAGGCGAUCCGGAGCUCCACCAUGCCGUCGGGUCUGUUUACGCUGAGGAAAACGAACCGUAUGAAGCAGAAAAGCAUCUUAUCAUCGGGACCACAGAUUCGGCAGAAACUCUGGCGAAGCUGGAAUUUGAGUGGUAUACAGGCGACGAGCCACACACAGCAGCUCUUUAUGCCUCCAGGGCAGUUCUCCCUUUCCUUCUCAUUGGCAAUCUUCGUAGUGCCAACAAAGCCCUCAUCAUUUUCAAAUCACGCCUUUCUAGCUUAAACCCGUCUCUUGUAUCGCAACAAGUCAGCAGUGCGAGCGCCGAUGUUCACAUCUACCCAUCUCUGCCGCUGCUCAACUUCCUGAGCUUGCUCUUGAUUGCUGUACAGCGUGGAAGCGCGGACCUAUUCCGUGACCUGACAAGACAUUAUGCUCCCCAUAUUCAGGAAAUUGCAACCUGGGACGACGCGUUGGCGCGAAUUGGGGAGAUGUACUUCAACAUCAAGGUACCUAGGCAGGGUAACCCGCUUUUGGACAUGAUGGGCAACAUGUUCUUCGGAGGCGGGCAGAACACUGGAAAUCAGAAACCUGGGGCUUCAAGCCGAGCAUCCUCCAAACGAGUCGAAGCGGCUCCGUCCAGCGCCGAGCUGGACUAGUGUCUGAAUGUAUAUUGCCAGUUUCAUAGAAUAGCGCACAAUGAGAGAUCCUGCAUAGCUGUCUUCAUAUUACUCGUUAGGUAUUUUAUUCCACUUUGUGGUCGACUCAGACAGGUGAUUCGUCCUCAAUUUCAAACAUCCAAUUAUCUUCAUCUAGCGCAGCGACUCUAUU
Molecule: messenger RNA, 1556 nt
Organism: Talaromyces proteolyticus
Lineage: Eukaryota; Fungi; Ascomycota; Eurotiomycetes; Eurotiales; Trichocomaceae
Exons: 5
Coding region: 344-1384 (346 amino acids)
Biological process (GO): protein insertion into ER membrane
Cellular component (GO): cytosol; TRC complex
Molecular function (GO): protein binding
Source: RefSeq, a predicted model, not a curated record